Maylandia zebra (zebra mbuna) is the source of this 791-nucleotide messenger RNA. The record is from RefSeq and is a predicted model, not a curated record. NCBI's taxonomy places the organism in Eukaryota, Metazoa, Chordata, Actinopteri, Cichliformes, Cichlidae.
GUGAGCAAGACUCAUUUGAUUCGAUACUCUGAUAAAAGCUCAGGGAGGCACAGAGAUUAUUUAACAGGCUGUGAAGGUUUGUGCCGACAGCUUUGAGGCUCAGCUUCUGAAGAACAAACCUAAAGCGGAAUACUAAAGAUGCAGCCCAGCCUGGUUUUAGCCGCUUUUCUCUGUUUCACUACCUGGAUGAGCUCAGUCCGUACAACCCCUAUAAGCAUACGCAGUUGUUGUGUCGUGUGGUCCAAAACCAGAGUCUCACUUGACCGAAUUGUGAAUUACUCCAUUCAGACUGAAGAUACUUGUCGCAUCAAAGCAGUACAGUUACAGACCGUGCUUGGAAAGACAAUCUGUGCCAAACCAGGCGCUGACUGGACAAGAAAAGCAAUUGAGAAGGUGGACAGGGAGAAUUCGCAAAAGGGAUUCACAAGUGACAUGAUACCAACAGGAUCCACUCCAGCAACAUCCACACCAGCAACAUCCACUGCACCCCCAACAUCAGAGGAGAUCCCUCAAAAGAAUGUCACUUUGGGAGAGGACACGCAGGAUGGAGGAACAAGGAGCAGUGAAAAUGUGUCUGAGAAAUCCCCCCCAAAUUAAAGCUUACUAAAAUCAGUGCCACUCUACUUAGCUUUACCGCUCUUGCUAUAUUUCAUCAUUAAAGUUAAAAAAAGGAAUACUAUAGCUACAUAGUAUAAUAUAAUAUAUAAAUAUAUAUAAAUAUAAAUGUCAGUUUGUCAUGUUUCAUUGUCAUAAAUAUGUUUGUUUUAAAAAAAGUAUAUAUUUGAAGCUUU